AUGAUGUGGGGUGCAGGCAGCCGCCUGGCCUGGCUCUCUGCUGGCCCCGGAAACAUGAACAUGAGCAGCAUGGGGUCCACAGAGGGGCCCACAGGCCCUGCCGCACCUCUGCCCACCCCCACGGCCUGGGACGUAGUACUGUGCAUCUCGGGCACACUGGUGUCCUGUGAGAACGCGCUGGUGGUGGCCAUCAUCGUGGGCACUCCCGCCUUCCGUGCCCCCAUGUUCCUGCUAGUGGGCAGCCUGGCUGUGGCAGACCUGCUGGCGGGCCUGGGCCUGGUCAUGCACUUCGCUGCUGUCUUCUGCAUUGGCUCAGCAGUGAUGAGCCUGGUGCUGGUUGGCGUGCUGGCCACGGCCUUUACUGCCAGCAUCGGCAGCCUACUGGCCAUCACCGUUGAUCGCUACCUUUCUCUGUACAAUGCGCUCACCUACUACUCAGAGACAACAGUGACGCGGACCUAUGUGAUGCUGGCCCUAGUGUGGGGGGGCGCGCUGGGCCUGGGGCUGCUGCCUGUGCUGGCCUGGAACUGCCUGGAUGCGCGGGCCACGUGCGGCGUGGUCUAUCCGCUCUCCAAGAACCAUCUGGUGGUCCUGGCCGUUGCCUUCUUCAUGGUGUUCGGCAUCAUGCUGCAGCUGUAUGCCCAGGUCUGUCGCAUCGUCUGCCGCCAUGCCCAGCAGAUUGCCCUCCAGCGGCACCUGCUGCCUGCCUCCCACUACGUGGCCACCCGAAAGGGCAUUGCCACCUUGGCCGUGGUGCUUGGCGCCUUUGCCGCCUGCUGGCUGCCCUUCACCGUCUACUGCCUGUUGGGCGAUGCCCACUCCCCACCCCUCUACACCUAUCUCACCCUGCUCCCUGCCACCUACAACUCCAUGAUCAACCCCAUCAUCUACGCCUUCCGCAACCAGGACGUGCAGAAGGUGCUGUGGGCUGUCUGCUGCUGCUGUUCCUCUUCCAAGAUGCUCUUCCGAUCCCGCUCCCCCAGUGAUGUCUAG
Messenger RNA from Budorcas taxicolor (takin), 993 nucleotides. It is a transcript of the gene GPR3, whose product is annotated as G protein-coupled receptor 3. Gene Ontology annotation, cellular component: membrane. Gene Ontology annotation, biological process: G protein-coupled receptor signaling pathway. Gene Ontology annotation, molecular function: G protein-coupled receptor activity. The transcript has a single exon. Lineage: Eukaryota; Metazoa; Chordata; Mammalia; Artiodactyla; Bovidae. The coding region runs from base 1 to 993 and encodes 330 amino acids. The record is from RefSeq and is a predicted model, not a curated record.